AUGGCAGACGGAAUUAGUGAUGACGAAGUCAUUCACCUGGCAAGUUUUAAAUUGCAUCGAAGCCAAGGCUCAAACAGGGGUCAGCGGGAGAUCAUCACCGUUUCUGAUGAUUCGGACGAGGAAACUGUGACUUUGGCAUCCAACAGUCCUGUUUUAGUUCCAGAUGAUGAUGUUGCUGAAGAUGAUGAUGUCAAGAUCCUAGAGCAAAUAGUUCCUGCACGUAAACAUGUUAUACGGCCAGCAGCAAAAUGGAGCGGCACCCCACAAAUACUCAUUAAAGUCUAUGGAAAUUCUAUGGCCAUUCCGGGGGACCCAUCUACCCCCUCUACCUCCAGAGAUGGCGUAGCCCACUCGGCUGCAGUCAGCACAUCCGUAUACACACAGCCAGACCAUACAGGGAACCAGCAACAGCAAAAUGCUGCUACGCCACAAGAGAUAAAAAUGGAGGCCCAAGUUAACUCCUCGUCACAAACCCGUUCUACCUCCUCACUCGCUGAAGCUGUCACAUUGGGAGCGCCUCAAGGUGAAAAGCACAUUCUGCCUAAAGCAUCUAGACUGUCUAGCCACACAAUACCUUUAGUGGAUAGCCCCCUGCCAAGCACAUCUCACAGUGAUAUUUCAAAGACACUUCCUGUCUCUACAAAGACUCAAAAAAUGGCAUGUAAAAGGACCAGCACCGAAGACAAUCCUCAGGCAAGCACGUCAUCUGCAGAGCCGCCUUCUAAAGCAAGGAUAUCUAUAGAGCAUUGGCCAAGCGGGUCGAGAAACUCUGUACCUCAGCAUCAGCUGGAAAAGACUGUCUUUCCACCCCAACCAAUACGAGCAUAUGCUUUGAUCACACAGCCUCAGCAAGAGAACAGCAGGCCCCAGACAGCAGGCCAGGCAGCCUUAGGUCCCAUGCACGGCAGUCUUAUUCAGAUCGAACCCCAGCCCCUUGCUCAGGCCCCGGGCCAGGCUUUAGCGCAAGAACCGCACUCCACUCAGGUGGCACCUCAAAUGCACUCUGCAGUGCUAAUUGCUGCAGCCCCUCAGAGGUUGGGACCUCCAGAGAUGGGUCACCAGAUCAUGCUAGGGAGCCAGGCUGCCGCCAAGGCUGGCCCCAAUCCCCAGCCACAGGUUGGCACCUCAAAUGCGUUUUCUCAAACCCAUGUAAAUCCACCGCUCAACCCAGUCCCUGGUUUGGUGGCCUACCCUCCUGUUCCUGAGGAAAUUCCCAGAAUAGAGGAUGCAAGACCUGGUCUCUCUAAACCAACAGAAAUUCUGGAGAUGGAGAACCACGUCAGAGCUCUCAUCACUGGUGUCUUGGAUCUCUUCCCAGAUAUCCAGGAAGCCUAUGUAGCAGAACUGAUCCGAACAAAUAAUGUGAAAGACUUGAAUGCUAUCUGUAACCUGCUGUUGGAGAACCCAGAAUAUCCAAAGACAGGGGAAGCUACAACCGCAGUAGCGUCCACCAGCAUUUUACUGGAGUCUGGAGACGAUAACACAGAGGGAACUGAGGAUCUGUUCGAUUAUGAUAAACUGGACCCAGUAGGUCCCGAUAUGGUAAUGCAGGCUGCAGACUUGCUCAUGGCAGACUUUCGCAUGAUUAGCUGUCAGGACAUCAAAUGGGCUCUCCAUGCCCUGAAAGGACACUAUGCAAUCACACGCAAGGCCUUUUUUGAAGCUCUGAAGAAGUUUCAAGAAUCACACGACUUCUCAGAAAAGCGACAACGAAGCAGAACUAAGCGCUGCUACAUUGAUUUCAAUUUUGAGCACGGUCAGGUUAAAUUUAUCAAGCGAAUGUACUUUUUGGAAAAAAGCAGACGCUACUGCAAGACGUACAGGAAUUUGAAAGCUCCGAUACAAAAGGAGCUCAAUUUCUUUAAAAAGAAAGCCAAGGAAUGGGCAGAGCAUGAGGACUUCCUCCUGGCGCUGCAAGUCAAUGAAGAUGAAUAUAAGAAAGAUGGCCAGCUGAUUGAGUGCGGCUGUUGCUACGGAGAGUUUGCCUUUGAGAAAAUGACACAGUGUUCAGACGGGCACUUGUUCUGUAAAGAGUGCCUCGUUAAAUAUGCUCAAGAGGCAGUGUUUGGCUCGGGAAAGUCAGAGUUGAGCUGCAUGGAGUCAGGCUGCCUUUGCUCUUACCCAGUCUGUGAACUACAAAAGGUCCUACCAGAAAACAUCCUUUGCAAAUAUUAUGAGAGGCAGGCAGAGGAGGCCAUCGCUGCCACCUGUGCAGAUGAACUAGUGAGGUGUCCCUUUUGUAACUUCCCUGCCUUACUGGAUAAAGAGAUGUUGCUUUUUAGCUGCCCAAACCCUCGCUGUCGCAAGGAAAGCUGUCGGAAAUGCCAUGUUCAAUGGAAGCAGCAUGUGGGGAAGACGUGCGAGCAAGUCCUGGAGAAAGAUGAGAUCCGCAUGAGGGUGCUCAUUGAGGAGCGCAUGACGGCAGCCCGGGUGAGGAAGUGUGUCAAAUGCGGCACGGGUUUGGUCAAGUCGGAGGGUUGCAACCGAAUGUCAUGUCGCUGCGGCACGUUUAUGUGCUACCUCUGCCGAGAGGCCAUCACCGGGUACAACCACUUCUGCCAGCACGCUCGCUCGCCGGGCGCUCCCUGCCAACACUGCCGCAAGUGUUCCCUCUGGACAGAUCCCACGCAAGAUGACGAGCGAAAUAUUCAGGAGAUCCAAAAGGAAGGAGAAGUGGAACUGAAUAAAAAGUUUGCAGAUCAAUUGGGAAAGCGAGUCGGCCCACCUCCGGAGGUCAUCCAGGAGCCGAAGUGUCGACGUGUGGGUCCGCCCCCUGAAAUGCCACCUCCCCCGGUUCCCCGCAACCUCCAGGCGGUACAGGCUCCCCUCUUCGUGCCCCCUCGCCCUUAUCCCGAUCCGGCCGUGGUCCAUGGCCGCAUGUUCAUGAUGCCACCUUUGCCCCCGGCGCCCUACGUUCCCCCCCUGCCGAACCUGCUCCCUUUGAACAACCACCACCACCACCAUCAGCACCAUCAUAACCACAAUCGCCACGGCAACCAUCACCCUCUAAACAUGGACAUGAUAGACAUGCCCAUGCACUACGGUCCUGCUCACCGCUUCUUCAGACGCUAA
Messenger RNA from Nerophis lumbriciformis (worm pipefish), 3072 nucleotides. The record is from RefSeq and is a predicted model, not a curated record. NCBI's taxonomy places the organism in Eukaryota, Metazoa, Chordata, Actinopteri, Syngnathiformes, Syngnathidae.